ACAGAAGAAGAAGAAGAAGAAGAAGAAGGAGAAGAAGAAGAAAAUCACCGCGUACUGUUCUGUUUAGCCUAUCAGCGGUGUAGUUCUGAGAUUUUUACAAGGAUACGGUGACUGUUACAGGGCCAUGGAUAGCUCGUACCGCUCAGACACUCCGGGAUAUAACAGCCGCUAUGUGCACUCGCCGUACAGUCACCCCGGGCUUCACGAAGCGCGGGAGCCGGACCUCACGGCUCCACCGUGGACGCCUCCGCCGGCUUACGACGCUUGUCCCUUCGGUGUAGGUUUCACGGGGUCACCUUUAGCCCAGCUUUAUGGAUUUGACCCCUCUGUGCCCCCGCCCGGUUUCGGCUGCCCACCCCCCGGACACCUCCUGAACGUGCCACUCCGAAGCAUCCCCGGAGCCCCCCAGCAACUCCAAACACGGCCUCACCCUCCCCGCUGUGACCGUGAGCUAGCGUCAGACCGCAGCCACACGGAGCACCGCGGCCCGGUAGCGACACUGGAUCCGGACGAUGAUGUGGCCCGGCAGAGGAGGCAGGACACGAAAUGGGUCAGACAGUUCUUACAGGCCACAGGGAAGAAGAGCUGCGGGAGGCUACAGAGCCAGCACCCGCCGCAACUGAGCUCCAUCUCCUCCCUCAGACAGGCUCUGUACGGGGCAGCUCAGCUCAUUUCACGGCUGGAAGACAUUUGUCACACUCUGACUCACUCUCUGCACGAUGACGGUGAGUGGACGCACUCAUAUUUAAGGGCUUUAGGCAUCAAGGCAGAGCUGGCGGACAAAGCCAGACUUCUCGCCGACACCUCGCGGUUAGGGGAGCUGAAGGCUCAAGUGUCCCGGGCUGCUUGCAGGAGGCUCCGCAGACUGAGAGCCAGGAGAGAAGCGAAGAAGGAGCAGAAAGACGCGGAAGAGCGCAGGUCUCUCAAAGAGACCGCUGUAGACAAAUGGAGGAUGAAACUGAUGCAGGAAGUGGAGGAGAAGAAAAAGGAGAAGGAACUGAAGAUGGCUGCAGACUCUGUUCUUUGUGAAGUUAGGAAGAAGCAGGCGGAUGUGAAGAGGAUGCAGGACAUCCUGAGAUCCCUGGAGAAGCUGCGUAGGCUAAGGAGAGAAGCGGUAUCCAAGAAAGGCAUCGUGACUGAGCUGCGGAGCGAAGAGGUGUUCAGCAGCACACUGGAGCAGCUGAGAGUGGUGAUAAAGAGGAGGACUGUAGUUUACUCGGCAGAGGAGAAGGCCCUGAUGGUGAUGCUGGAAGGAGAGCAAGAGGAGGAAAGGAGGAGAGAGCGGGAGUGCCGAGUGAGGAAGGAGAGAGAGAGACAACUGCAGAGCAAGCACAGAGUGGACUCCAUGCUGUUUGGAGAGGAGUUCCCAGGCGACUGUGGCCUGCAGCCCUUCAGAGACUAUUACAGCCAGGCGGAGCACUCGCUGCAUGCGCUCAUCCACAUCAGAGCUGGGUUCUGCCAAACCCCCCAUCAGACCAGGCCUGGGCCUCUGCCUUGCAGACUACUGACACUGACUGUGAGAACCUCUGACUUGUCCUCGGCAUGCACAGUGCAACAACCAGGUGACAGUGACAAAGAUGGCCGCAGCUUACCUGGAGUUUUCAACACGCUUCCAUCGACGCUUAGACGAGAGGAGCAGCAGGUCUCUGAAUUUGAAACAGAUGUACGCCUUCUUGGGACAACAGCAAGUGUUUUAUCUGUGUGAGGUGCAGCUGUGGAACAGCCCACAGUAUUGACUUAUGCCUGUUUUCUUUACUCAGUAAUAGUUUGUAUUUUACUCUGAUGAAUUUUCUGAAGACAAAAUAAAAUUAACAAUAUGAA
Oreochromis aureus is the source of this 1821-nucleotide messenger RNA. RefSeq names its product programmed cell death 7 (gene pdcd7). The record is from RefSeq and is a predicted model, not a curated record. The transcript has 5 exons. Bases 125 to 1705 code for a protein of 526 amino acids. Lineage: Eukaryota; Metazoa; Chordata; Actinopteri; Cichliformes; Cichlidae.